This is a messenger RNA of Metarhizium brunneum ARSEF 3297, 759 nucleotides long. The record is from RefSeq and is a predicted model, not a curated record. NCBI's taxonomy places the organism in Eukaryota, Fungi, Ascomycota, Sordariomycetes, Hypocreales, Clavicipitaceae.
AUGGCCUCGGGACGUCUUGAAGGCAAAGUAGCCCUCGUCACAGGCGCAGCAUCAGGGUUCGGCAGAGGCAUUGCCGAAAAGUUCACCAAAGAGGGAGCCAGAGUUGUCGUUGCAGAUCUCUCAGAAGAUACUGGGAAGGCAGCAGCCUCUGAACUGGGCGGCAUCUUUGUCAAGGCAGAUGUUACGAAAACCAGCGACUGGGAGAACUUGUUGAGCGAGACCUUGAAGGCAUUCGGGCAGUUGGACAUUGUCGUCAACAACGCCGGUGUUACCUAUCCAAAUAAACCAACCGAGGACGUCACGGAGAAAGAGUUUGACCUGGUCUUUGACGUCAACGUCAAGUCCAUCUACAUCUCAGUCCACGUCCUGCUGCAAAAGUAUUUCCUGAAGGAGAACCGACCCGGUUGCUUUAUUCAAGUUGCCUCCACAGCUGGCAUUCGACCUCGCCCGCGCUUGACGUGGUACAAUGCAUCCAAAGGAGCAGUCAUCACCGCGACAAAGUCCUUGGCCGUGGAAUAUGGCCCUCAGCAGAUUCGGUUCAAUGCCGUCUCGCCUGUUGUCGGCAGCACUGGAAUGACGCACUUGUUCCUGGGUAAGCCCGAUACAGAGGAGAAUCGGGCAGGUUUUGUUUCUACGGUUCCUCUGGGACGGCCAUCUACACCAGCAGACGUUGCCAAUGCUUGCUGCUAUCUCGCCAGUGAGGAGGCCGGUUUCAUUACCGGUGUGAAUAUUGAGGUGGAUGGUGGACGAUGCGUGUAG